This is a messenger RNA of Linum trigynum, 2793 nucleotides long. Lineage: Eukaryota; Viridiplantae; Streptophyta; Magnoliopsida; Malpighiales; Linaceae. The record is from the annotation of a GenBank genome assembly.
UAUGAAUCUCUAACAUUAUAUCGAAUACGUUUCAAAAGCACUUCUAGUAUAAUACUUGGUUUAGAUACAAAUUCAUGUGUUUUUUAUAAUUGUAUACAUUUAAAAGAUUACCCAUCGUUUUGAAAUUUGAAGCGAGUUAAUACCAAUUAUGAGGUUGAAUAUCCAAAUAUGUGCCCAUUUUAUAUGAAAAUGAAUUUGGAAUUUAAUUUUAAUCAGUGCAAUUGGGUCACUACUGUAAAAAAACAGAUGAAAAAAAUGGUAAAAAAAUAACUGAAAGAAGGGGGAAAACAGCUGAAUGGUCUGAAGGAAAGGAACAAAACAGAGAGCACAAAAAUAAGAAGAGAAACUGUAGAAAGAAAGCCAUUUUCCCCCCUUUCCCCCCUUUCUUCACCUUCUUCUUCCCUCUUCUUCUUCUUCUUCACUUUCCCUAAUCUUUUUUCCAUUUCCCUCACAACCCCUCUUCCCCAACUUCGCCAAAGCUUCCAACUUCAUCGCCAUCACCGGGAAAAAGAAGAAGCUUGAAAAAGAAAGAAAGGGACAAUAAUUACACACAGAAGGACUUCAUCAUGGGCUGCUGUGCUUCUUCCUUUCUAGCAGAAACCCACCCAGAAAAGGACCAUCUUAACAAGCCCCAGGUCCUCCACCCUCCUCCUUCGUCGGCUGUCAUCGAUUCUCCCGCCGUCGCAGCCGGUGGCGGCGGCGGAGUUGGAGGAGGAGUCCCUUCUUUCUCGGAAUUCUCCCUCUCCGACCUAAAAGCUGCCACCAACAACUUCAGCUCCGACAACAUAGUCUCCGAGAGCGGGGAGAAGGCGCCCAAUCUCGUCUACAAAGGCCGCCUCUCCAACCGGCGGUGGAUCGCCGUGAAGAAGUUUACUAAGAUGGCUUGGCCCGAUCCUAAGCAAUUUGCGGAGGAAGCUUGGGGAGUUGGGAAGUUGAGGCAUAAGAGGAUGGCGAAUUUGAUUGGGUAUUGCUGUGAUGGGGAUGAACGGCUGCUUGUUGCUGAGUAUAUGCCGAAUGAUACGCUUGCCAAACACUUGUUCCAUUGGGAAAAUCAAACUAUAGAAUGGGCCAUGCGAUUAAGGGUUGCGCUCUACAUAGCUGAAGCCCUAGACUAUUGCAACUCCGAGGGUCGUCAUUUGUACCAUGAUCUGAAUGCCUACAGGGUACUCUUCGAUGAGGAUGGAGAUCCCCGCCUUUCCUGUUUCGGCUUGAUGAAAAAUAGUAGGGAUGGGAAGAGUUAUAGUACAAAUCUGGCCUACACCCCUCCUGAGUAUCUAAAGAAUGGAAGGGUAACUGCAGAAAGUGUUACUUACAGUUUCGGCACUGUCCUCCUUGAUUUACUAAGUGGAAAGCACAUUCCUCCAAGUCAUGCUCUUGACAUGAUAAGAGGAAGAAACAUAAUUCUCUUGAUGGAUUCUCAUUUGGAAGGGAACUUCUCUACAGAAGAAGCCACUGCAGUUGUUGGUCUUGCCUCUCAAUGUUUACAGUAUGAACCUAGGGAAAGGCCUAGCACAAAGGAACUUGUUGCGACACUUUCUCCUCUGCAGCCAAAGCCUGAUGCUCCAUCGUACGUGAUUCUCGGAAUACCCAAACACGAGGAGGCACCACCGACUCCACAGCGUCCUCUUUCACCCAUGGGAGAGGCCUGUUCAAGAAUGGACCUCACAGCAAUUCACCAGAUAUUGGUAAUGACGCACUACAAAGACGACGAGGGUACAAAUGAGUUGUCAUUUCAAGAGUGGACCCAACAAAUGAGAGACAUGCUGGAGUCUAGAAAGAGAGGAGACUUUGCAUUCCGGGACAAAGAUUUCAAAGCCGCCAUCGAUUGUUACUCUCAGUUCAUAGAUGUAGGAACUAUUGUUUCGCCCACUGUUUUUGCAAGACGUAGUCUUUGCUAUCUGCUGUGCGAUCAACCAGACGCUGCCCUUCGAGACGGAAUGCAAGCGCAGUGCGUUUAUCCAGAUUGGCCUACGGCGUUCUACAUUCAGUCCGUCGCACUGGCCAAGUUGAACAUGCACACUGAUGCAGCCGACAUGCUGAAUGAAGCUGCAUCUCUAGAAGAAAAGAAGCAUAGAGGAGGAGGGAAAGGUUCAUGAGAAGAAUAAGGAACUUGUGUAUAAGCAACGGAAAGGGUAAAAAAGAAGAUCCAUCUCCAAGCGUGUUGUUGUAAAAUGGCUAGCCGAGGAUUGGAUUUGUUGAUUGAUUAUAAGAGAAAGUAGGGAGGGAGGGGAAAAGAAAGGGAUUAGAAUAGGAGAAUACUUAAUUGAAUGGAUUGGUCUGCAAUUUGGCUCCCCCAUUUUGAUUGGGGUAGAGAAGAGGAAUUAAGUGAGGUAGUUUGUCAAUGUUGUAAUUAUAGAUGAAAAUCUGUUGCUUUGUACAUGCCUGUUGUAGUUAUGAAUUAUGAUGGUAUUAUAUCCUUGUGGAAUUGAUCAUUUGACUAGUAAUUUCAAGUGGAACUUUCCUUGGUAUGCAGGGAAAUGGAUUGGUAACUAAGGAUCUUUUCUUGUAGAAAUGUUAUAGUUGUAAGUUUACAUUCGUUUUUGGACAUUUGAUUGCUUUUGGUCACACAAAUUGUUGAAACCCACAUCUUGGUUACAAGUGGUUCUUUUUCCCUUAAAGUGAAGCCCAAAAUAACUCCUCUUCAGUUCUUGAAUAUCUGCAGUGGCCAGUGGCAGUGCUUCAAAAGGAUGCCAAGAACUAGCAGAAACAAGUACAAGUAGAAAUGGUCAAAGUGAAAUCACAGUGGCAGUAGAUUAUGGUUCUUCUGGUUUAAAAUGAAAUCAAAAGUUUCUU